AAACGUUGCAAUUACAGGCUUCCCGCCAGUUCCGUUAAAUUUCUUUCGUUUCAUUAAUAAGUUUUCUACUGAUGUCUGUACAGUCUGGCAAGUCAGCAUCUGUAGACUUCUGGUGUUGGGAUGAAGUAGUUCGCAAGACUAAAUCUACAGUCCUUGUUCUUGAGUCUCUGAGAUCAGAACAACAGCAGAUAUCUGCUGAUUUAGAUUUAAUAGCGAAUUCGAAAGACGCCGAUCAGCACGAUAUUUUAUAUGCCAAGGAAAAAGCAUCUUCUUUGGAUUCAAUCAUUCAAAAAAUUUGUAAAGGUUUGGAUGAUGCCAACGUUGUAAUAUUAUUUUGUGACUACCUUCAAAAAGUAGAAGCAGAAAAACAAAAGUUACGGUAUCAGAGUCGUCGGCUUUUUCAGGAGAACUCUUGGUUGAGAGAUGAACUUGCGGUUGCCCAAGAAGCACAUAGGAAAAGUGAACUAAAGAUAGUUCAACUUGAAGAAGAAGUAAAGCAUCUUCAAUUUAGCAGUGAAUUGCGAAAAUAUGACUCUUCUGAACCUGUGGAAUCCUCGGGACUAACCGAUGGUGAGAAAAAUAAUGAUAAAACUGCCCUUGAUCUUGGGUUUCCUCCUGAUGAUAAAGAAGAAGGAGAUCAAUAUGGAAUGACACAGAGUCAAACUGUCUCCAUGUCACAGGGUGUUCAUAACUACGAAAUACCAACGCGUUUGCGAACACUUCAUAAUUUGGUAAUACAGUAUGCUAGUGAAGGUCGUUAUGAAGUAGCGGUCCCACUGUGCAAACAAGCUUUAGAGGAUCUCGAAAGAAACAGUGGACGCAAUCACCCUGAUGUUGCGACAAUGCUGAAUAUUUUAGCUCUUGUAUAUCGUGAUCAAGGAAAAUACAGAGAAGCUGCAACAUUAUUGAAUGAUGCCCUAACGAUUCGAGAAAAGACGUUGGGACCUGAACAUCCUGCUGUGGCUGCGACUUUAAACAACUUGGCUGUGCUUUAUGGUAAACGUGGAAAAUAUAAAGAGGCGGAACCAUUGUGUAAAAGGGCUUUGCUAAUUAGGGAGAAUGUUUUGGGGCAGGAUCAUCCGGAUGUUGCUAAACAGUUAAAUAAUUUGGCUUUAUUGUGUCAAAACCAAGGGAAGUAUGAAGAGGUGGAGUUGUACUAUCAACGAGCCUUGGAAAUUUAUAUACACGAUCUCGGACCAGACGAUCCAAAUGUAGCUAAAACUAAAAAUAAUUUAAUAUUGGUACGAGGAGGUACCAAAUACAUAUGCGCCACACAAAUCUCAUUGGAUAUGUGCAACGAACUACGCAGCAACAAAGACUCUAAGGUAGAAGAUACUAAAGUAACACAACACUACACAAUACUUUUUAACUACAAAAAUGAUUUUGAGUUGCAUCAACCAAAAUCUCCAGUUACCGAGUUCGGUUGUCCUACAGACCGUGAUGACAAAACUGUUAUAUCCUAGCGAAGAUUAAAUUAUGCGUAACUUCUGCGAGCUAUUAAUAGACUAAUAUUAUACAUAUAAUCUUAUCAUAUAAAUAUCGAGUAGCUAGAUCAUGUGUAUUUAUAUUCCUCAUUAUAAGCUUUAUUCUGAUCCAUAGACUAUUAUUAUGCGACUUACUAUUCUCAAGUUAUUCGCAAAUUAUUAGUUCCAGUCUCUCACAACCACAACCACUUUUUGUCUUGAUCUUAUACAAUUGUUAGUUUUUUAAUUUAAGAUAUGAUGUGGUCUGGUUUGCUUGUAUAUAAACAAAGUAUGUCUGAAAUAAAUGAUUCGUAUAAUGGAAGCUGUUAUAAGCGUUCUUGUCUCAACAGGCAGGGCUAGGCAGGAACAAGGACCCAUAAGGAUGCUAGGCUGUUCAUACCGGUCAAAAAGUUUUUGGUUUUUUACAUUGUUAAGAUUGUAUAAGUCGUGUUCUGAUUGGUGAAUAAAUCACGUGAUAUUUAACCGGUCGAAAGUCACAACAGUAAAGAAUAGAAAAUAUUUUGUCUAGAAUUUAUAAUAUUGGCAUUUGUACCUUACAUCACUUACGUAUUUACUUACGCCUGUUACUCCUCGUGAAGGAGCAUAUGCCGCUCACCAGCAUUCGCCAUCCAACCCUGUCCUGGACAAUCCUUCCCAGUUCAUUCCUGUCGAUAUUCAUUAUUUUCAUGUCUGAUUCUAUUUCCCGACGUAUUGUGUUCUUAAGCCUUCCUCUUUUCCGCUUGCUUCAGGAUUCCAAGUUAGGCCUUGCCUCGUGAUGCAGUUUGAUGAUUUGCGUGAUGUAUGUCCUAUCCAUUUGCAUCGUCUUUUCCUAAUUUCCUCUUCAACUGGAAUGUGGUUUGUUCUCUCCCAGAGAAGGCUGUUGCUGAUGGUAUCCGGCCAAUAGAUGUUGAGUAUCUUGCGUAGAUAACUAUUUAUAAAUACUUGUACCUUUUUGAUGGUGGUUGUUGUAGUUCUCCAAGUUUCAGUUCUGUACAAUAGAACUGACUGUGUUGACGUUGGUAUUGAAGAUUGUGACUUUGAUAUUGGUUGGAAGUUGUUUUGAGUUGCAUAUGUUCUUCAAUUGUAGGAAUGCGGCCCUUUGCAAAUGAUUCCCCAUUUUCGUUUCUCUCUCCCAGUCCAUGUCGUCCCAUGAUAUCUUCAUAUCUGGUGUUGUCUAUUCCGACUUUGGCGUUUAGAUCUCCCAUUAGAAUGGUGAGGUCGUUUCUUGGGCGCCUUUCAUAGAAUUGAUCUUUAAUGUCGUCGUUGCUAUCACUGGUGAGUGCAUAACAUUGGAUAAUAUUCAUUGUGAUCCCCUCCUUCUUUGUUUUGAAUGAUGCUUUGAUGAUUGUGGAUCCGUGAGAUUUCCAUCCUACAAGUGCACUUCGUGGUACUUUGAACAACAUUAGAGCAAGUCUCUGAGUGUGUGGAGCAUUUUGCUGUUGGUGACCGGAGUACAGCAGCAUCUCUCCCGUAUUUAGGCUUUGUUGUUCAGCUUGAGUCCAAUGGGUUUCGCUGAUUGCCAGUACUGCCAAGUUGUAUCUCCUCAUUUCCGUUGCUAUUAGACUGGUCUCCGACAUUGUCCGGACGUUCCGUGUAGCUAUAAAAAUUGUUGGUCUGGUUGUUAGAAUGGUCAUCGGCCUCGUGGCUUCUGAAGGAACUCGGCUUUCACCAUGAGGUGUCAUAUUCGUUCUAAAUGAAGACGUUCUAACUCCCAGGUCAGAGUUAAAAUGGUUUGAAUUAUUUUUCUUGUUUAGUGUUUUGUUAGCGAGUUAGUGUUUUACGGGAUGGUAUCGCUAACCACAUGCCAAACCCUCCUCCUUUACCCGGGCUUGGGACCGGAAGUAACUCUAGAAGAGCUACGUGCGGAGUUUGUAAC
Molecule: messenger RNA, 3339 nt
Organism: Schistosoma curassoni
Lineage: Eukaryota; Metazoa; Platyhelminthes; Trematoda; Strigeidida; Schistosomatidae
Source: the annotation of a GenBank genome assembly